Messenger RNA from Camellia sinensis, 406 nucleotides. The record is from RefSeq and is a predicted model, not a curated record. NCBI's taxonomy places the organism in Eukaryota, Viridiplantae, Streptophyta, Magnoliopsida, Ericales, Theaceae.
UGCCCAGCCGUGAUAUACACAUUGGUUGCAUGUGCCAAAGUUAGAUGCUCUCUCAAUCGAAAUCUAAAAAAACCCAAUCAAAAAAUUCUCUUCGAUUCUCGAAAUUCUCUGUUUCCUCGAAUUCAAACCGUAGUUCUUCGUUCGAACAUUCGAAGAUCUAUUGCAAUUUAAUAGUUUUUGUUGAUCAUCGAUUGCGUGAAAGGGCUUCGAGAAUGUUCAACGGAAUGAUGGAUCCUAAAUUGAUGAGACUCGCCCAGGAGCAGAUGAGUCGCAUGUCACCCACUGAGAUGGCCAGGAUUCAACAACAGAUUGGAUUACUCUGCGCAUACGUUAUCAAAAAGUUGUACUUUGGCAGAUUGGUUUUUGAUGACGUUCGGAAGUUUACUUGCAAAUGAAGAUCAACUGU